Molecule: messenger RNA, 4761 nt
Organism: Neltuma alba
Lineage: Eukaryota; Viridiplantae; Streptophyta; Magnoliopsida; Fabales; Fabaceae
Product: disease resistance protein At4g27190-like
Exons: 4
Coding region: 1-4761 (1586 amino acids)
Molecular function (GO): ADP binding
Source: RefSeq, a predicted model, not a curated record
AUGGACAACACCUACUGUUCAAGGCCUGAAACAUCUUAUCUACGUCCAGUCUCUCGCCAGAUCUGGUCAUUGCAGGCCAAUUCUAUUCUUCUCACUCUUGAAAAUCUACAACCCCAGACCGAAAGUGCAACUUCAUCUGUCACAGAGGUGGGAGUGUCGGUGGCAGCAAAACUUGCUGAAUAUUUGGUGCAUCCAACUUUACAGCAGCUGCAAUAUUUGUUCUGUGUGGGCAAAAUCUCCAAAAAUGUUGAGAUCAGAAAGGAGGAGCUGAUACUGAAGCAAGGGAGGGUGCAGGAACGCGUUCAAGAGGCCGUCAACAGGACUGAGAGGAUUGAUGAUGAGGUUCACAGGUGGAAGAAUGACGUGAAGAGCCUCAUAGCAGAGGUGGAGAAUUUGGAGGAAAGACUAAGGGCUAAUCAUGGGUGCCUUCGAGGGUUGUGUCCUACUUGGAGGAGAUAUUAUCUCUGCAAAAAGUUGGCUAAGACAAUCCGGAGGAUGAUUGAUCUAAUUACAAAGAGUAAUCGCUUGGAUCCAUUUUCCCAUCCCGUUAUUGUUCCAGAUAUAGUGUAUCACUCUUCACAAAACUUCAAGCUCUUCAACUCUACACAAAUGGCUUUUGACCAGUUGUGGGAGGCUUUGCAAAAUGAGGGUAGCUCCGUGAUUGGACUUUGGGGAAUGGGAGGGUCAGGGAAAACCACCUUGGUGACAGAAGUGGGAAAGAAAGCCAAAGAGUCACAACUCUUCGACAGAGUUGUGAUUGCCACAAUUUCUCAAAGUUUAGAUAUCAUGCAAAUUCAGGAUGAAAUUGCUGACUCGUUGGGGCUCAAGUUAGAAGAAAAAUCUAAAACAGGAAGGGCAAAAAGAAUUGCACUACGAUUACAAGGCGGAAAACCGAUUUUGGUAAUACUGGAUGAUAUAUGGGCUAAGCUAAAUCUUGAGCACAUAGGGAUUCCCAUGGGGGGAAAUCUUCAAAGGAGUUGCAAAGUUGUCCUGACCACACGCCUUUUAGAAGUAUGUACCUUGAUGGAAUGUCAAAAGACAAUCAAACUUGAUUUGUUAAAAGAAGAUGAAGCUUGGAUUUUGUUUCAAAGUCAUGCUAAUGUCAAUGAUGCUGCUCAACAAGAUAUGGCACGACAAAUCGCUAUGGAAUGUAAGGGCCUACCCAUUGCGAUUGUAGCUGUGGGUACUUGCUUGAAAGAAAAAGGAGUUGAUGAGAUGAAGGUAAUGUUGCAUCAGUUGAGGAAUGCGAAAGCAACCAAUGUGAAUAAAGGAGUAAGGGAUGCUUUUACUUGUCUUGAAUUAAGCUAUGAUAAUUUGGCAACCCGAGAAGCCAAGUUGUUAUUGUUAAUGUGUGCUAUGUUUCCUGAAGAUCAUAAUAUUAGUGUUGAAGACCUUUUCAGAUAUGGAGUGGGUUUAGGCCUAUGUGAAGAUGUAGACUCAUUUGAAAUAGCAAGGUGCCAAGUUAUAACAACUAUCAAUGAUCUCAUCAACUCCUCAUUGUUGAUGUGUUCUUCAAAAUUCAACACAAAUGCACAAGAAUAUGUGACAAUGCAUGAUAUGGUUCGUGAUUUUGCAUUGUGGAAAGCAUCUAAAGAGGAUCGUACCAUUGGGGUAAGUUGUGGAAAGGAAUUGAAUGAAGUGAUUGCUGAUGAAGUGGUGAAAAAUUGUUAUGCUGUAUCUUCAUGGUAUGAGAACAAUAAACACUUUGAAUUUCCUUCUCAAUUGGAUGUCUUUCAAUUUCCUUCUCAAUUGGAUGCUCCAAAGCUUGAGUUUCUGUUGUUACAAUCUGGAAAACUCUUGGAUAUCUCAGAUGCAUCAUUUGAAGGAACUAAAGGACUGAAGGCGUUAAUUAUUAGCUCCUCCUAUUUUGGGCAGCCCAAUGCUAGACUAUUACAACAUCAAUCAAUCCAACACUUGUCUAAUCUUCGAACUUUGCAAUUGCAAGGUUGGAAUUUACGUGACAUCUCUUUUGUGGUAAGCCUUACAAGACUUGAAAUUCUUGACUUGCAAAGAAGUAUGUUUGAAAGAUUGCCAAAUGGAAUUGAAAAUUUAAAUAAGCUGAAGUUGUUAGAUUUGUCAGAUUGUUACAUAGGUGAAUGUUGUUGCAAAGUAAUAGGAAGAUGCUCACAGUUAGAAGAGUUGUAUGUUACCAUGCAUUGUCCACAGUCAAAAAUUGCAAAAUGCUAUGAAUGCCUUAUGGCCCCUACUGCUUUGAUUAAACUGAGAAGGUAUAGGAUAGGAAUUGGGGAGCAUAAAUUGAUGUCUCAAAAGGAAAGUGCAAGAUAUUUACGCUUGGUUCAGUUAAAUAUCGCCAUGUUAGGUGUAGGAAUCAAGGAUCUUGCACAAAGAGCAACUACAAUUAAAUUUCAUGAGCUUGAGGGAGGCAGCAGAAGUUUCAUGCCUAAUGUUGUUCAAGCUAUCGGAGCCAUGAAUGAGUUAACUAAGCUCUGUCUUGGAAGGUGUUCAGAGAUGGAAUGCAUUGUUGACAAAAUUAAUACUCAUGAAGAUGCGAUUUCCCCAAGAUUGGAUGAGUUAGUGCUAAAAGAUAUGGAUAAUCUUCAACAACUACAUCGUGGUCUUUCUUCUUUUAGCUUGUUCCAAAAGCUAGAAACACUACGUAUAUCCAAUUGCCCUCAGUUGCUCCAUAUAUUCCCUGCUGAUUGCAACAUAGGCAAUCUUAAGUUUCUCAAUAUUUUUGGUUGUCCAAGGUUGACAUCUCUCUUCCCUGUCUCUGCUGUGUGCACUCUGUUGUCCUUACAAGAGCUCCAAAUAGAAAGGUGCAAUGAACUGAAGCAUGUAAUAGAAGGAGAGGGUGGUGGUGAUGCAUUGGAAAGACUAUGUAUAUCCAAUUGCCCUCAGUUGCUCCAUAUAUUCCCUGCUGAUUGCAACAUAGGCAAUCUUAAGUUUCUCAAUAUUUUUGGUUGUCCGAGGUUGACAUCUCUCUUCCCUGUCUCUGCUGUGUGCACUCUGCUGUCCUUACAAGAGCUCCAAAUAGAAAGGUGCAAUGAACUGAAGCAUGUAAUAGAAGGAGAGGGUGGUGGUGAUGCAUUGGAAAGACUAUAUAUAUCCAAUUGCCCUCAGUUGCUCCAUAUAUUCCCUGCUGAUUGCAACUUAGGCAAUCUUAAGUUUCUCAAUAUUUUUGGUUGUCCGAAGUUAACAUCUCUCUUCCCUGUCUCUGUUGUGUGCACUCUAUUGUCAUUACGAGAGCUCCGAAUACAAAGUUGCAGUGAACUGAAGCAUGUUUUAGAGGGAGAGAGUGAUGGUGAUGCAUGGGAGAAUUUGAGCUUCCCAAAAUUGAAAAUUUUGUCUGUUGGUGAUUGCUGCAAAUUAGAAUCUGUAUGCUCAGUCUUUUUAGCUCAAAGGUUUGUACAAUUGCAGCGUCUAUCCAUAACAAAUGCUCCUCAAAUGAAAUUUGUGUUCGGUGAAAAUGCUGAUGAAGAACAACCACUGCGUGAUCAAGAUGAGACUCAAAUAGCUCUUUCUCUUUUGGAAUACCUCACACUAACAAGUCUUCCAAACCUUGUCGGAAUUUGCUCAGAGAGGUAUCAUCUAAGGGGGCCAUCUAUAAAGACAAUAGAAUGGAAGGAUUGUCCAAAUCUGGAACUUGAGAGCCACCAGAGGAAUGAAGAACACAAGUCAUUGACAACUAUAGAAAGUAUUCAACUUCAUAACUGUGGAGUAGAAUCCAUUUCCCUCUAUAAGACAGGCGUUGAAGAACAAUAUCCAACAUUUCAAUCCCUUAAAGAACUAGCCUUGCGAAAUCAUGCAAGAUUGAAAUUUGUCUUUUCUGCUCACAUGUGUCAAAGUCUUCCAGAGUUAACUUCUGUAACCAUAUCUUGCUGUGAGGAGUUGGAGGCGAUCUUUUCGGAGAAUGAAGAGACUCAGAAAAAUCCACCUAAUGCUGAAUCUUGUCUCCCGAAAUUGAAGACGUUGAGAGUCUCUGGGUGCAACAAGCUUAAAUUCAUUUUAUCUUUCAUGAUUGGUCCUACUGUCUCAAUGCUGCCACAACUAAGCACUCUAGCCAUAUCAAAUUCUUCCGAAAUGGAAGAAAUUUUCAAAUGCCCAAAUAUUGAAGAUCAUCACAUUGAUAGUAGUGAAAAGGAGAUUACAUUCCCGAACAUGAAAUAUCUGGAACUUAAGAACUUGCCAAGACUUGUUAAUGUCUGCCAAGGAUUCAAGUUGCAGACAGGGGAGUUUUACAUGGUUGCGGUUCAUGACUGCCCAAAACUUAUGCCAAUUAUGGGUGCAUCUAUUCAUUGGACUAAAGAGGGACUUGUAAGGAAGUAUGUGUUGAGAUACAGCCAAUUGGAUAACAAUGAGGCUCUCAAUAAUCUUCCACUUUCUGUUCUAAAUAUUGGAGAGCUUGAUAUUCAAAGUCCUAGAGUUGAACACGAGCGGCGAGUGAUUGUUAAUGAUGAGCAAGAAGAAGCCAAUAACUCAGAAAUGUUGAGAUCAGAAGAGCAAAUGGUGGGAGGUCUUGUUCCCACGCAAGUGUUGAGCUUUCAACAUCUUCAUUCCUUAGAAGUAACUCACAAUAAAAAGUUGAAGUUUUUGUUCUCAAGAAGCACUAUUGUCCAUACCAGCCUUCCCAAGCUAACUUCCCUAACCUUAUCUGAUUGUGAGGAAUUAGAGGUGAUUUUUAGACAAAGCAGUGAAGGUGAUGCGAACUACAGUGAGACAAUUGUGCUUUCCAGCUUGAGGACGAUAGAGCUAACAAAUUUGUCAAAUUUGACAAGUGUUUGUCAAGGAUUGCAGAUUUAG